AUGUUGGUAGGCAAGAUGCUGUCUCUUCGCUCCGCUGUGCGGAGAGCUUCCACCAAGCCCCUCCGAUCACUCUCCGCACCGCACGUCUCGCCUCUUCGGGCAGGCAUUGCUGCUCGCACCGUUUCGACCCCUCUGCGCCAGGGCCGUAGCUACUCGCGCGCCACCGAUUCUCACCUCAGUUCGACUCGCAGCACCGUGGUCCAACUGCUGAGCAACAUCGGCUCCAAGCGUGAGGUCCAGCAGUACCUGUCCCACUUCACCUCCGUCUCCUCCCAGCAGUUCGCCGUCAUCAAGGUCGGCGGUGCUAUCAUCACUGAGCAUCUUCAGACACUGUCCUCCGCGCUCGCCUUCCUGAACCAUGUCGGCCUCUACCCGAUCGUCGUCCACGGUGCCGGUCCCCAGUUGAACCGUAUGCUGGAAGCCGCCGGGGUCGAGCCACAGUUCGAGGAUGGAAUUCGGGUGACCGAUGGCAAGACCCUGUCGCUGGCCCGCAAGCUCUUCCUUGAGGAGAACAUGAAGCUGGUUGAGGAGUUGGAGCGCAUGGGUGUUCGUGCCCGCCCGCUGACGGCCGGUGUCUUUUCGGCAGACUAUCUCGAUAAGCCCAAGUACAACCUGGUUGGCAAGAUUAAUGGCGUUGACAAGAAGCCCAUUGAGUCUGCUAUCGCCGCGGGUUGCCUGCCCAUUUUGACCUCUAUGGCCGAGACUCCGGAUGGCCAAGUGCUGAACGUCAAUGCGGACGUUGCUGCCGGUGAGCUGGCUCGUGCUCUUCAGCCGCUGAAGAUCGUAUACCUCGCCGAGAAGGGCGGUCUGUUUAAUGGCGAUACCGGGGAGAAGAUCUCAGUCAUCAACCUGGAUGAGGAGUACGAUCACCUGAUGACCCAGUGGUGGGUUCGUCAUGGUACCCGCCUCAAGAUCAAGGAGAUGAAGGAGCUGCUGAGCGACCUGCCUCGCUCUUCCAGCGUUGCCAUCAUUCACCCCGCUGAUCUGCAGAAGGAGCUGUUUACCGACUCCGGCGCCGGUACCUUGAUCCGCCGUGGUAACAAGAUCCACGUCAAGACCUCCCUCUCGGAGUUCGAGGACUUGGAGGCUCUCAAGGAUGUGCUUGUUCGUGACCGUGAGGGUCUGGACGCUCGCGCCGUUGUUGACCGCUAUGUGGAUGGCAUGAAGGAGCAUGACUUCAAGAUCUACUACGAUGACCCCAUGGACGCGCUCGCCGUGGUCCUGCCUCCCCAGCAGGGCUCUCUGAUGGCCCACCUGGCCACCUUCACCAUCACCAAGUCUGGCUGGUUGACCAACGUUGCUGACAACGUUUUCGCCAGCGUUAAGAAGGACUUCCCCAAGCUGGCUUGGACCGUCAAGGAAGAUGAUGAGAACCUGACCUGGUUCUUCGACAAGGCCGAUGGCAGCCUCAGCCGUGACGGUGAGGUCCUCUUCUGGUAUGGUGCCGAGAACGGCGAGGAAGUCAAGCAGCUCGUCCAGGAAUUCACCAAGCACGGCCGCCAGAUGUUCGGUGACAUCAACCUCGAGCACCGUCUUCACCGUGCUCACCAGGCCGCUGCCAAUGUGUCCAAGGGCUUUGGAGCUAGCGGUGCCUCCGUUGAGCAGAAGCGCGCCUUCUCCUCCACUGCUAACGCUCUCCGUGCUUCCCGGGUGCGCCCCACCGUUGCUGUCAACGCCACUCGCACCUAUGCCACCACCAACCCCAACCCUCCCCUUGGUGAGAAGAACGCCUCCAACACCCAGCCUGCGAAGGUCGCUCUUAUCGGUGCCCGUGGCUACACUGGCCAGGCUUUGAUUAACCUCCUCAAUGCCCACCCCAACAUGGAUCUCCGUCAUGUCUCCUCUCGUGAGCUAGCUGGCAAGAAGUUGCAGGGCUAUGACAAGCGUGAGAUUAUCUACGAGAACCUUAGCCCCGAGGAUGUCCGCAAGAUGUCCGCCAACGGUGACAUCGACUGCUGGGUCAUGGCUCUCCCCAACGGUGUCUGCAAGCCUUUUGUUGAUGCCGUUGAUGCCGGUUCCGAGAAGGGCAACGUUAUUGUCGACCUGAGCGCCGACUACCGCUUCGACUCCAAGUGGACCUAUGGUCUUCCCGAGCUGGUUGACCGGGCCAAGAUCGCCCGUGCCACCCGCAUUGCCAACCCUGGCUGCUACGCUACCGCUGCUCAGCUCGGCAUUGCCCCUCUUGUUCCUUUCCUUGGUGGCCAGCCCACUACUUUCGGUGUUUCUGGAUACUCGGGUGCUGGCACCAAGCCUAGCCCCAAGAACGACGUCCAGUUCCUUACCAACAACAUCAUCCCCUACAGCCUGACGGACCACAUUCACGAGCGUGAGAUUAGCGCUCAGCUGGGUACCAGCAUUGCUUUCAUUCCCCACGUCGCUGUCUGGUUCCAGGGUAUCCACCACUCCAUCAGCAUUCCUCUGAACAAGGAGAUGACCUCCCGUGACAUCCGCAACCUCUACCAGGACCGAUAUGCCGGCGAGAAGCUUGUCAAGAUCGUCGGCGAGGCCCCUCUCGUCAAGGACAUUGCUGGCCGCCACGGUGUCGAGAUCGGUGGUUUCGCUGUUCACUCCAGCGGCAAACGUGUUGUUGUCUGCGCUACUAUUGACAACCUGCUCAAGGGUGCCGCCACCCAGUGCCUGCAAAACAUGAACCUUGCGCUGGGCUACUCGGAGUACCAGGGCAUCCCUCUGGAGUAA
This is a messenger RNA of Penicillium macrosclerotiorum, 2697 nucleotides long. It is a transcript of the gene argEF, whose product is annotated as bifunctional acetylglutamate kinase/N-acetyl-gamma-glutamyl-phosphate reductase. Gene Ontology annotation, biological process: L-arginine biosynthetic process. The transcript is spliced from 3 exons. The record is from RefSeq and is a predicted model, not a curated record. Gene Ontology annotation, molecular function: NADP+ binding; L-glutamate N-acetyltransferase activity, acting on acetyl-CoA as donor; NAD binding. The coding region runs from base 1 to 2697 and encodes 898 amino acids. Gene Ontology annotation, cellular component: mitochondrial matrix; mitochondrion; cytoplasm. NCBI's taxonomy places the organism in Eukaryota, Fungi, Ascomycota, Eurotiomycetes, Eurotiales, Aspergillaceae.